UUCGUUUUCAACGAUUGAAUGAAUGUCCUUUGUGCGUAGGAAACCAGAGAAAAGAAGCUCCCCAAAAGCGUCAAAUGGGAAGACACCCAAGGAUACCUUUCACGAGUCAGCAGCUGAAUAUUUUGGAAGAAAAAUUUCAAAAAACCCCAUAUCUAACCGGUGAUGAAGUAAUGGAACUGGCAAAGCGAUUAGAACUUGCAGAUAUAAGGGUGAAAAUUUGGUUUCAAAACAGGAGAGCCCGUGAUAGAAGAGAAAAAUUCUCCUCUGGAGCCAAUAACUUGAGUCCAUCUGAGUCAUCUGACUCAGCUAGAUCCAGCAACUGUGAUGUUCAAAAUUUGCCUUCAUUCUCAAGUGAUUUUAAAAUAUCCCAUUCGUAGAACAGAA
This is a messenger RNA of Coccinella septempunctata (seven-spotted ladybird), 384 nucleotides long. Its product is annotated as homeobox protein H17-like. The record is from RefSeq and is a predicted model, not a curated record. Lineage: Eukaryota; Metazoa; Arthropoda; Insecta; Coleoptera; Coccinellidae. The transcript has 2 exons. Gene Ontology annotation, biological process: regulation of DNA-templated transcription. Gene Ontology annotation, molecular function: DNA binding; DNA-binding transcription factor activity, RNA polymerase II-specific. Bases 75 to 377 code for a protein of 100 amino acids.